AUUUUUUUACGCAUCAUAUUAUUACCUUUUUAAAUUUUCCUUUUAAUGGGGCCCACAUGACAUUUUUUUUUAACUUUUCUUAUUCUUUCUCUCUCUCCUCUUUUCCCUCUUCUUCUUCCUUUCCAGAUCUGGGUUUGAUCAAACCCAAAUGUGGGUUCUUUCAACCCAGUAAGGACAAUGAUGCAACACCAUUUCCCAAGCCGAUUAGAGAAGCUAUUGAGAGAACAAUCGAUGGCAUGUCCACUCCAGUCAAGUACUUGAACAUCUUGGAGCUUUCACAGUAUCGAAGAGAUGGGCAUCCUUCUUUUUAUGCUAGGAAGCAGUCUUCUUGGUCGGAUUGCAGCCACUGGUGCUUAUCGAGAGUGCCUGAUACAUGGAAUAGGCUGUUGUAUGCAUCCAUCAUCCUAGGCAGCACCAUAAACAUUUCUUCUCCAUUAGAUGCUUCAUCCCCCUCUUGAAUUGUAAGAAGAAUGGGUGAUCCAUAAAGAUGGGUUGGCCCACUGACCAUAAAGAAGUGGAUGUUGAAACAGUUUUCGUUGGUCAAAACUGGAACUGUUGUUGUCGGUUUAGUUUGAACGGGAACAAUGCUAUCCAUGGUUGCAUUAUAGUGCUGUUGAAUCGAAUUUUGGAAGUCAAAAUCCAGAUCUGGACUGGGUUUUUCUAAGCUACCGACCUUGAUUUUCUCUUUUUAAGCUUUCCUUUUUUUGGGUUUUUAACUUGUUUUUGAAAUUGCAUUCCAUUUGAGAACCCAACUCAAAAGGAAAGGGAUUUUUCAUUUUUGUUUUUUGUUUUUGUUUCUGGUUUGAGAAAACUCAAAUCUGGAUUGAAAACCUAACAAAUUUGAUUUGGGAUU
Molecule: messenger RNA, 853 nt
Organism: Rubroshorea leprosula
Lineage: Eukaryota; Viridiplantae; Streptophyta; Magnoliopsida; Malvales; Dipterocarpaceae
Source: the annotation of a GenBank genome assembly